GCGCAUUCCAGUGCUGGAGUCAUCACAUGAUGAAACCAACAUCUGAAGCACCGUAGUUUGCUUCAAUCAAUCCCAGUGUGAAGGAGCUUGGUGACAUACAAACUAAGACCCGCAGGCCACCAGGCGCUUCAUGCAUAUUCUAUAUUUUGCAGCUGCCUUCCUUACCUUGCCUACCUACUUACCUUAACUGUUCUACCGCCUAUCACAAAAGGUACCAAGCUGUACCCAAGUGCGAGGUCACUGGCUCCUUGGAGAAGCUACAACCAGCAUGCGGCCAAGACCGUGCUGCUACAAGGUUCCCCGGUAUCCUGACAUCACCCUUCACAUCGAUUGACCCAGCUCGCACAGAGAAGCUCCCCACUAGUGAAGCUGCCCACGCUGUAUUGUACAUUAGGUAGGGUGUGCGCACUGAUUUCCAGAUCUUCCGAGAUCUCGUGGUGCGGCUUGGUAAACGAUUUCUCGCUAGUCUCAUCCGAAGAGCAAUAACAUCGUCGAGAACAAGGUCUCGUGGCAGUUAAUCGUGACGACUCUGUCCUACGUCAAGCGCACAGGAUUCCUUUUGUCUGUUUGUUUUUUUCCACCUUGUUGUCGCUUGCUCUUUUUAAAGGACAAAUCUGCGCUCCUCACCCCCUCCCCACAUCACAGCCACGACUUGUGUGUUGAUAGACACAACCACGAUGGAAUUGCACUUAUAGAUUUCAAAUGACCGCUACUACUGCUGCGACUUGACAAUUUUCAUUUACUUACCCUGGGCUUUUUGGCCAACCGUUUAGUCGCAGUCCCUCGUAUUUCGACGACUACGGCCAAAAUGUGGACCUUCUUAAUACUCUGCGCAAUUUUGUUCUGCGGUGCUCUUCUGAUACUUUUGCCUUCGAGAUACUUGCACUCCUCAUCCAAGAUAGGCUCAAAGACGGAUGUGUCUGUUCAAGUUCUAGUACUCGGAGACAUCGGAAGGAGCCCAAGAGUCCAGUACCAUGCCAUGAGCAUCGCGAAGCAUGGGGGCCGGGUUGAUCUCAUCGGCUACCAAGAGACUCCCCUUCAUCCCGAGCUGCUCAAGUACCCCAAGGUCAGCGUGCGCUCACUGGACCCUCCGCCGCGUGUGUUGCGCUCAAAAUCAAUUCCCUUCAUCAUAUCGGGUCCCCUCAAGGUCAUCUGGCAGGUUUUUACUCUCAUCCAUGUUCUGGGAUACGAGACGCCGCCGGCUCAGUGGCUACUCAUUCAAAACCCGCCAUCGAUUCCGACUAUGGCCGUCGCCACAGUCAUUUCCAGGUGCCGCAAUACUCGUCUCCUCAUCGACUGGCACAACUAUGGCUGGACAAUUCUUUCGGGCACCCGCGGCGCCCGUCACCCUUUUGUGCGAAUCUCCAAGCUUUAUGAGUGUCUGUUUGGCCGCUUCGGCAGCGCCAACCUGACCGUCACGCACGCCAUGGCAAGGCAGCUUAAGCGUGCGCCGUACGGCAUCAAAUCCCCCAUAGUACCCAUGCACGAUCGGCCUGCGGCCAUCUUCAAGCCCCUGAACGACCCCAUGGCGAAGCUGGAUAUCCUCAGUCGCAUCCUCGAGUCCCGCGACCUGGCGGCUGCCAUAGUCGAUAGGCGCACGCGCCUCAUCGUAAGCAGCACGUCCUGGACCCCCGAUGAGGACUUCAACCUGCUCCUCAGUGCUCUUGUCCAAUAUGCGAACAGCAUGCAGGAUGAUAGCCAGAUCAUAGUACCUGUCGUAGCUGUGAUCACGGGCAAGGGGCCCCAGAAGGCCAUGUACGAAGCCAAGAUUAAGAAGAUGGCCGAGGACGGACUGGUACCCAACGUCACGAUCCGAACUGCAUUCCUGUCGUUCGAGGAUUAUGCCGCUCUUCUGGCUUCGGCGGACUUGGGUGUAUGUCUACACAUGUCGAGCUCGGGCGUUGAUUUGCCCAUGAAGGUCGUGGACAUGUUUGGGGCAGGGCUCCCGGUGGUGGCCUACUCGGCCUAUGAGAGUUUUUCGGAGCUUGUCCGCGAGGGAGAGAAUGGUCGCGGUUUCGAGACUGCUGGCGAACUGACUGCGGAACUCACACGUCUGCUCAGCGUCGAGGGCCAGGAAGAAUUGAAGCAUCUCCGUCAAGGUGCCGUUUUGGAAGGCAGCAGGCGAUGGGACGAGGAAUGGGAUGCAUCGGUCGCGCGUAUUCUGGGUCUUGUCGAAUGAUAAAGGAAUUACUAGCGCGAAUAACUUUGACAGCAUUGCGAUGGCGUUGGUUUCUGAUCUAUUAAGUUCUAAUUCUUCUGAAGGACGAGAGGCUGAAUUACACCACAGUACAUAACGGGGUCUUCGUAAUAGUGGCAAAUUAUCAGAACUUAUGGAGUCAUCAAUAUUUAAAAAUGCCACGCUGAAACGUGAACUAUUCUCUCAGAGACGCGAAAUCUCGAUACUAAACAAAGUCACAGAGCCUACCAAGCCAUAACCUCCAUUAACGCCAUGCCCGGUCAUCAUGCUAUCCAUGUGAUACUACCAGGCCAUGCUU
Messenger RNA from Pyricularia oryzae 70-15, 2495 nucleotides. Its product is annotated as chitobiosyldiphosphodolichol beta-mannosyltransferase. Gene Ontology annotation, cellular component: endoplasmic reticulum. Gene Ontology annotation, molecular function: mannosyltransferase activity. Lineage: Eukaryota; Fungi; Ascomycota; Sordariomycetes; Magnaporthales; Pyriculariaceae. Bases 809 to 2179 code for a protein of 456 amino acids. The transcript has 2 exons. The record is from RefSeq and is a predicted model, not a curated record.